Molecule: messenger RNA, 3098 nt
Organism: Zea mays
Lineage: Eukaryota; Viridiplantae; Streptophyta; Magnoliopsida; Poales; Poaceae
Product: Putative WAK receptor-like protein kinase family protein
Exons: 5
Coding region: 694-2850 (718 amino acids)
Biological process (GO): protein phosphorylation
Molecular function (GO): polysaccharide binding; ATP binding; protein kinase activity
Source: RefSeq, a predicted model, not a curated record
UUAGCAUCAAGUUCAGAGUGGCAUCACGAACUUUCUGGUCACAGUAAGCCUGCAGCUGUAUGUGGGAUGUAAUGAAAGCAAUAGCCACUCUGACCGAUUCUCCCCUUAAUCUGGACGCGAUGUCUAGUUCGCCGGGAUGUCCACAACUAGGACCGCGUGUGCUCAUUUCUCCACGCCUGCCGUCGGCGGGAAGGAGACAGAACUUGACCAGGGCCUGCGAUUGCAGCCGCAUCACGUACGUGGACAAAACCUGCAAAAGACUGCUGCGGUAAUCUUUAGAGACUGAAUACCGUAAAAUCCGGAGCCAACAAACUUUAAUCCGAAGCGAAUAUCUUUUACCAAGUGACUAGCCAAGCUCUAACCCUGUAGUCGCCACGGGACAGGCCGACAGGGGAGCGACACAGAGGAACAGAUGGCGGGUCUGGCAGUGUGGCGCGGUAGGCUGCCAACGUCGCGAAUCGGGAGUCCCCUACCGCAGUCCGCAGGCAGGCAUCGUGUACCCCUGUGUCCUUGCGCGUCAUCAGUGUCAGUCACCUAACCUUCGCCGGUACUGCACGGCUAGCUGCAUUUGCCACUGCCAAAGCGAGGCUUAAAACAUAAUCGCUUGCAAAAAACCACCGGAGCCGGCCCGCCAUCCGCUCACCAAAGCCGCGCGCCAGAAACCCCUGAGAUUGAACAGAGUUGCCAGCAGCCAUGCCUUCCCUAAGCCACCUCGACCGCGGCCUCCUCCUCCUCCUCCCACUCCUCGUACUCGCCGCGGCCGCCGCGUCGCACGGCGACGACGACGACGACGCGUCGUACGCCGUCUCCGCGUGCCGGUCGCGGCCGUACCUCUGCGGCGGCGUGAACAUCAGCUACCCGUUCUACCUAGCCAGCGACACCGAGGCCGUCCCGGCCCUGGCCGGCGAGUCCUACUGCGGCUACCCGGGCCUCGCCGUCAGCUGCGGCGGCGAGCCCGUGCUGAGGCUCGGAGACGUCAGCUACGCGGUCUUGCGCAUCGACUACGCCAACCAGGUCGUCUCGCUCGCCUACGCGGACGCUGCCGCGGGCGACGACGGCAGAUGCCCCGUGGUGGACCACAACGUGACCAUCCCGCAGGACGCCCCGGCCCGGCUGUCCCUCCUCCACAGCGUCGUCGACUACCUCCUCUUCUUCGUCGGCUGCUCCUUCGGCCCGGGCCCGGGCCCGGAGGCCGCCGUCCCCAGGCCGCCGAAGCCGCGGUCCAUCAAGCCCGUCACCUGCGGAGACGGAGACCUGGGCGGCGCCGGCACGGCCGCGGCCGCCUCCAUGACGUUCGUGCUCCCGCGCAGCGAGGUGCCUCCCGGCGACUGGUCGAGCGCGUGCCGGCAGGUCUUCGAGGCGCCGGUGCUCAGGGACUCCGUCCCGUCCGACGCCCAGGACCCGCUGUGGAGGAGCGGCGGCUACGGCAGCGCCCUCCGCGCGGGGUUCCAGCUGGGCUGGGACCGCAGCUCCGGCCCGUGCGGCCAAUGCGAGCAGUCCAGCGGCGGCAUGUGCGGGUACAGCCGCGGCGGCGAGUUCCUGGGCUGCCUCUGCGCCGACGGCCGCGUGCGCGACGGCGGCUGCAGUACGAUAUCAGCUGACCCCUCCUCCGCUCUGUCUUUGUCCGAGUCAAAAAGGAAAGCAAGAAUUCUUGCUGGUGCCCUGGGUGGUGGUGCUGCUGCGCUGCUUGUUGGUGCUGCCAUAUUUUUGUUCGUCAUCAUGCGCAAGAGGAAGCAGAAGAAGAAAGUGAUCAACUCGUCUUCGAAGCUCCUCAAGUACAGCGGCUCUGGUGGGACCCCGCGUUCGCGGGUUGGUGACAUGGAGUCCGGCAGCAUCGAGGACCCGCCAACGCACCACUUCACCUACGAGGAGCUCGAGGAGGCGACCAACCGCUUCGACGAAAGCAGAGAACUCGGCGAUGGCGGCUUCGGCACCGUCUACAAAGGGUACCUCAGGGACGGGCGCGUGGUGGCGGUGAAGCGGCUGUACAACAACGGGUACCGGCGCGUGGAGCAGUUCCAGAACGAGGCGGCCAUCCUGUCGGGGCUGCGCCACCCCAACCUCGUCAUGUUCUACGGCUGCACGUCCAGCCACAGCCGCGAGCUCCUUCUGGUGUACGAGUUCGUGGCCAACGGCACGGUCGCCGACCACCUGCACGGGCAGCGGGCCCCCGAGCGCGCCCUCUCGUGGCCGCUCCGCCUCAGCGUCGCCGUGGAGUCCGCCGCGGCGCUCACCUACCUGCACGCCAUCGAGCCGCCCGUCGUGCACCGCGACGUCAAGACCACCAACAUCCUCCUGGACGCCGACUACCACGUCAAGGUCGCCGACUUCGGCCUCUCCCGCCUCUUCCCCCUCGACGUCACGCACGUCUCCACCGCUCCGCAGGGCACGCCAGGGUAUGUUGAUCCAGAGUACCACCAGUGCUACCAGCUGACGGACAAGAGCGACGUGUACAGCUUCGGGGUGGUCCUGGUGGAGCUCAUCUCGUCCAAGCCGGCCGUCGACAUCACCCGGCACCGCAGCGAGAUCAACCUGGCCAGCAUGGCCAUCAGCAAGAUCCAGAAGUGCCAGCUGGAGGAGCUCGUCGACCUCGGCCUGGGCUACGACACCGACCCGGCCACCAGGAAGAUGAUGACGAUGGUCGCGGAGCUGGCCUUCCGCUGCCUGCAGCAGAACGGCGAGAUGCGCCCGCCGAUCAAGGAGGUGCUCGAGGUGCUCAGGAACAUCCAGGGCGAGUGUCUGACGUCGGGGAAGGAUGGGGACAAGAGCAAGGACGGGCCCUUCUCUCCCACCACGGUUCACGCUCCGUGGGACAGCAGGUCCACGACGCCCAACACCAGCAGGGACUAGGAUAGUUAGUGCUUGAGGACUGAGACCGGCCGAGGUUUAAUUCGUGUCUGUAUUGCUGCUGUGUGACUGCUAGGCAUGCCAUCUGUUUUCAGGCUUCGUAGUUAGUUCCUGGUGAUGUAAAUAUUUGUUUUGUUGGUGCUGUCAGGACAGAGGGAAUGCACAUACAUGUGUAAGAGUGGCGAAUGGUAUUAUACAUAUAUAUACACGGGUACUUACUGAAUAAAUAGAUAGAUGUCGCUUGUGACUAA